GACCUAGGCACGGAGAGAGAGAGAGAGAGAGAGAGAGAGAGAGAGAGAGAGAGAGAGAGAGAGAGAGGAUGGCUGGUAGGAUUUAGCCCCGGCAGCGUCUAUUCCCGUCCAACACAACAAGCUUAUUACCUUUCUCUCCACGCGCUUGGAAACGGAUUUACGCGCACGAAAGGAGGAGUUUGGAGGACUAGUAGGAUGCUGAGUAUAUUUCCUCCUCACCAUUGUUCUCCACCCUGCUCUUCGUGACCUGAGAGCAACAACACAGCGGGAGGAACGAAACACCAAAAAGAGAGAGGAAGAGGAGGGCAGAAGGCCAGGGAAGGAAGGAAGGAACACACUUUUUUGUUGUUGUUUGUUUUCCCUUUCCCAAAUGGCGGCAACAGAGGCCAGCGCGGCGCCGGUGGUCCAAGAAGAUGGGAAAACCCCUGAGAGCAAGCCGACGGAGGCGGAACAACCGGCUAAAAACGCCAACGCAAACUCAGAGACUGUCAACAGCGAAGUUGUCGAUAAAGAUGGCACUGCUGUCAACAGUGAGGUUGUCGAUAACAAAGAAACUGUGAAUAAUGACACAGCGGUGGUGACAGGAGCCGAGGAGGGAGAAGCAGCAGUGAGCGGGGAGGUGGCACCUCCUCAGAGCUCGGAAAGUGCCUCCUCUGCUGAGCCUAAGACCUCAUUCCUGGACUCCUUCCUAAACAAGAGCGGCCUGGGAAAGGUGAUGGGAGGAAGGAAGAAGAAAGAGCAAAGCACAGCCCCUGGAGGAGGAGAGGAGAACGCAGCUGAAGGAGGGGAGAAAGAUGGAGAGAAAGGAGCCGAGGAAGCUGCAGCAGCUGAGGGAGGAGCAGAGGGAGGUGCAGAAGGAGAUGCAGCAACAGAGAAAGCUCCGGAAAACGGAGAGAAGGAGGAGGAGAAGAAAGCAGAGAAGGGCAAACCGGCGGAGACUAAAUCCACAGUUCGAGAUCUAAUCAGGAAGCCAGUUGCGAGGAUCUUCUCCCAUCGUAGCACCGAGAAGAAGGACGGCGCCGCCGCAGAACCCCUGAAACAAGUAAAGGUUCGAUCCAAGUCCCUGGACCGUCUGGAAGAUCCUGAAGCACUUAAUGCCACUGCAGAUUCCACCAUAGAGGAGGGAGGAGCAGCAGAGGGAGGUGCAGAGGGAGGCACAGAGGGAGGCGCAGAGGGAGGCACAGAGGGAGAACAGAAAGCACCGUCCUCCUCGGCAGCCACCAAGCACAUGAAGCGCUGGCACUCCUUCAAGAAGCUCAUGGCUCAGAAGGCUCACAAGAAGAGCGGUGGAGGAGAGGAUGUAAAGGAGGAUGGAGCAGAAGGAGGAGAAGGAGGUGGAGACUCCUCUACGCUGGACUCCAAGGAGUCGGGGCAGAAGAGGUGGAAGCUGAAACGCUCCUGGACAUUCCAGGGCCUGAAGAGGGACCCGUCCAUGGUCGGCAUCAGCGGAAAGGCCAAGGGCUCCGACAAAGACACUGCUGACAACACAAAGCCAGAAGAGGAGGCAGCGGUGGGAGGAGCUGAGGGAGGAGAGGAGGCUAAGGCUGACGGAGAAGCAGAGCAGGCCAAGACAGAGGAAGGGGAGGAGAAGGUUGAGGGAGGUGAGGAGGAGAAGGCAGCAACAGUAGGAGGUGGGACUGUGACGCAACACGCCAACGAGAUCUGGACCUCCUUCAAGAAGCGUGUCAUCCCCAAGUCCAAGCGCGCCAACACAGAGUGCACUCCCAGCGGGGAGGAGGAUGCAACUGCAGCUGCCGCCUCAGGUGAGGAUGGAGCAGCAGAGGAGGGCAAAGAAGGCAAGUCAGCCAAGGCCAAGCGCACACAUUUUGGCCGUGCAGUUUCCUUGAAGAACUUCAUCUUGCGAAAGGGCAAGUCUACUAGUGUGGACAUGGGUGAGGGCGCCAAGGAGGAGGAAGAGGAGGCCACGGAGGGAGGAGAAGCAGAAGAAGAUGUGGAGAAAGGAGCUGCUGACGGUGAAGUUGCCACCGAGGAGAUCAAUGACAAAGAUGCAGUGGAGGCCGAGAAGACACCAGCAGCCGAGAAGACGCCGGCGGCCGAGACCAGAGAGGAGGCGGUGAAGGUGGUGGAGAAGACCCCAGCCGAAGCUCUGGUGACCAACGGUGAGAAUGGCUGCUCCAACGGCACAGGGGAGGAGAACGCCACACACAAUCACCAGGAAGAGGAGAAAACAACAGGGGGAAGCCCCAUGAAGAAGAGCAAGGAGGCAGGAGGAGCGAAAGAGGAGGCCAACGCCAAGAUCAUCAACGCCACGGCAGUCGUGAACAGCGACAAAAAGGCGGGAAACGUGUGAGGCCACACAAAGAGGAUUAGAACUGCCCGGGAUUCGCUGAGCAAGGAGCUCUGAGCCCCCGCCCCCCCUAACUCCUCCCCCUCCUUCCCCUCCUCUCUCCCUUCAUCCCUCUCCUCCUCCUUCCUCCUGAAUAAACAGAGUAAUCACGUGUUAACAGAACACCAUUGUGAGAAAGAGAGAGAGAUUGAGAGAAUGAGAAAGAUGCAAUUCAUGUAGAUGAGAAGCGAAAAAUAAUAAUAAUUACUCAGAAAGCAAUAAUUCAAGUCCCCCAUCCCCCCAUCCCUCCAUCCCUCCAUCCAUCCCCUCCCCCUACAUGCAUACAUACAUACAAACAUGUACAUCCAGUGUUUUUCUUUUUUUCUUUGCUUGUCUGUGAGAUUUUAUAUUGUCUACGAGAGAAAAGAAAAAUGCAGAAAUGUAAAAAAUGAAAAUCGAGACAUUACACCCCCCUAUUUCCCCCACCGCACUAUUUUUCUCCUUGUCGAGCUACUUAACUCUGCUCUCUGUCUCUACCGACUCCUGAUUGGUGGAUUUAAAUAAAAAAAAUAAAAAAAAGACUUAGUUUUAUAUUGACGGCCAUUUUGGUUUAUAGUCCCCCUCAACCCCACUUCGCCCCCCUCUCCCUAUCCGUCCCAUUAGAUAUUUGACAGUACAGCAGGACCAUGUUGCUACAGUAUAUAAACUGCCCUGAGGACUGCUACUUCCCAACCAACACUGCAAUGUCUUCAGCUCUGUGUGUUUAAUGUUUUUAGACUGUUUUAUUGUGUACAUGAAUUAAAAAAAGAAAAAAACACCAUCAAAUAUUAAAAUCAAAAUGUUUUUUUCUUUUUCCUCUUUGGUUUGGAUUCUCUUGUUUUUUUGUUUUUUUAAACACAUCUUCUCACUGUUACCGCAUUCUGGCGAUAUGUUGUAAUUAAAAAAAAAUGAUAAUAAUAAUGAUGAUGUUUUGUUGGUCCAAGUUUUCACAUGUCCGCUAGCAAAUUGUCAAGAAAAGAAUAGUACAAUAAAGACUAAAAUCUAACAACUAAACUGCAAGUCAUUGUGGGGUUUUCUAUUUUUAUCUGGAUGAUGGAAGUGUUGCGUGCAGACGGACGGGUGCAGGGACAGGGCAGGGUGGGGCGUUGUGCUGGAACACCAUUGGAUGCUCAUUAAUCUGUGUAUCGAUAAUCUCAUCCUUUUACGUAAUGGGUGGAAUAAUAGAAGAUUUCUUUGUAUUAAAGUAGAUCUGUAUGUAUUAUCUGGCAGCAGCCUGCUGGUGUUUCAUGUAGACAGGCGGUGAAGUCCAUAUGCCAGUCACAGUCUCUUCACACCACCGCUGGUACACAUUUAUGUUUCACACAUUCAGAUAGAACUCUAAAAGGACACUGCGACCUUUAGCCUUUUAAGCACACCAUGUUUUAGUGAGUUAAGUGUUUAUUUUCCAUUUUAUUUAAGUUGUUGUAGCUGAUUGUAAAUUGUUUCAUUCACAUUUAGAAAGGACAGAGAAUGUGCAGUUAGGAAAAGAAAGAAGGAAAUAAAUUAUUAUUAUUAUUUUCAAGGGAAAACCAUGUACACUUGACCCCAAAGUCCAGUUUGUUUGCCUUGUGUAAAAACUGUAUACCGUACUUGGGCACGUUUCGACUAAGUACUUGAAAAGGUGAACUCGAGUACCGUCCAUGUGCACUCGGGUACUGUUUACAUCAGGUGUAAAAACUGUAUUAAAACACGGAAGUAAACUGCUACUUAACGCGAGUAGAAGUCAAGCCGUCGGUCUCAUCCGAACUGCACGGCCAUGAGUGAUAAAGCAGGAAGUCAUGCGAGAGGUUGUUUCCAAUAAAAAAAAAAAAAAUAGAAAUAAUACAAAGGUG
Molecule: messenger RNA, 4158 nt
Organism: Cottoperca gobio
Lineage: Eukaryota; Metazoa; Chordata; Actinopteri; Perciformes; Bovichtidae
Product: retinitis pigmentosa 1-like 1 protein
Exons: 4
Coding region: 371-2311 (646 amino acids)
Source: RefSeq, a predicted model, not a curated record